GUCCCACUCAAGGUGGAGUUUUCUGCCACAUCACAUCUAAUUGCUGCCGCUCCGACGCGCCAGAGCCGAAGCUGAUGUCCUGAAAAGAGCAAGCUGUCAAAUAGGAGGAGGAAGAGGCUGAAAACAAACAGCGGAAGCGAGAUCUGUUUUGCAUUUCGGGACGUUUUCACACCUACUUUGUGCAGAGGUGUCGAGGAACAUGCGUAAAACGCGCAGGUGAAGGAUCAGCUCAUUGAAGUUUGUCGCAGCUGCAACUUUUCGGUCCUGCUUUUUUUUUUUUUUUUUUUUCUUUGCAGAUUCUGGUUUGUUUUCCUUUAAUUGCAUUCGGUUAUAAAUUCAGAAAUUUUGGGGGGAAAUGUCUCGCAAGAAGGCUGUGAAAGGCAAAGCCGCUUCUGGUGGAAGCCCCACCGGGAAAGGGAGCGGGAAAUCUGCGAGGAGCAGCCCGGGGAUUGUGCAAAUAAACGGAGUGGUCCAUCCCAGUAGACCCUCCAUCAGCAACAGCAGCGAGUUUUAUGACAUCGCCUUCAAGGUGAUGUUGGUUGGAGACUCUGGUGUGGGGAAAACCUGUCUUCUGGUUCGUUUUAAGGAUGGAGCUUUCCUGGCUGGGAGCUUCAUCUCCACAGUGGGAAUCGACUUCAGAAAUAAAGUCCUGAACAUUGAUGGAGUCAAGGUCAAGCUUCAGAUCUGGGACACAGCUGGACAGGAGCGCUUUCGCAGUGUCACUCAUGCCUACUACCGUGACGCCCACGCUCUCCUCCUGCUGUACGAUGUCACUAACAAAACAUCCUUUGACAACAUACAGGCAUGGCUGACUGAGAUCCAUGAAUAUGCCCAGCAGGAUGUGGUGCUCAUGCUGCUUGGAAACAAGGCUGAUGCCACACAUGAGCGAGUGGUGAAAAGAGAAGAUGGUGAGAGGCUUGCCAAGGAGUUUGGAGUUCCUUUCAUGGAAACCAGUGCCAGGUCUGGUCUCAAUGUAGAGCUGGCUUUUACUGCUGUGGCCAAAGAGCUCAAGCACAGGUCCAUGAAGGAUCCCAGCGAGAAGUUUAAGCUCCAGGAGUAUGUAAACAAGGAGAUGAAGGGGACUGGCUGCUGCAGGAACUAAAACCUGCUCCAUUCACUAGUGUGUGUGAGUGUGCAUUUAUGUGCAUGGACACUGAGGGCGAAUGUAUCACUCAUCUUCAUACAUUAAGUGUCCUAAAGAUACUCCGUCUGAAUCUGGCCUGUGCUACUGAGAUAAGGAGUCAGCUCCAGCGAGGUAUAAACCCUUUUGUCCUUCUGUUUCUCUGCUUCUGUAAACACCGCCUCCAACUGUUGUCCUGUUCUCAUGUCACUGUUUGUCCUGUUUCUCCUCACCAUCCUCUUUCUGCAGCGGUCAGUGUCUUGGAGGUAUAGUUAAGAGUCAAUCCUUCAGUCCAAACUAUUCAUAGAACUGUGUGAUAACCAUUUGAGCUAAGCGUAGAAUCUGACCCAAAGCAAAAGAUGAGUCAAACCAAACUGAUGCAGUGACAAGAAUCCAUGUCACGUUCAGUCAUUUAUUUCUUAUAUCAGCUUCAAAUGCAAAUCUCAGUUGUCCUUUAGUUGAAUCCAUCUCAUCUUGGUCAAAUUGUGGGUGAACGUUCAUAUAUUACAUGUAAAGUGAUGUGUUUCUGUCUAUGACUAUUGUCAGUAAUUCAACAGGCUCUGCAGAAGCCGGUUUUCCUCACCAGCAUAAACUCAAUCGAAGCUUUUUCAUGAUACAUCUGUAGAUAGCUGGGAAUGUGCAUUUCUUUUUCAUUCUAAGUAAAUGGAUGUUACUAUUUUCUACACAAAGAUAUGACAAACAGAACAACAUUAUUAGACGCAAAUUACUUUGUUUGUGAAUUCGACCUAAAUGCACGUGUUCUGCAGUUUAAAGGACCAGUGUGUAGGAUUUAGUGGCAUCUAGGGGUGAGUUUUUAGAUUGCAUCUAACUCAAUACCCCUUCAAUUCUAAGUGUUUAAAGGAGCUGUUGCAUCAAUGUAAAUAAUCGGUGUUAGUGAGUCUGUUCUGGGCUACUGUCAAAACAUGGCAACCUGCUCCCUAUUUAGAAUUAAAGGUGGGGUAGGAGAUCCUGGAAAAACAGUUCGAGCAAGCUACAUUGUGAAAAUACACACUUUUCUUCAGAUUUCCCCCCAAAGCCAUACCUCCAGAGUACCAGAACACGAAAUGCUUGUUCCCGAGGGUUCACAAGAACUGCGCAGCAUCAAUUGGCAGUUGAGUUUGAUAGACAUAUCAUCAUUCAAUCAUUUCGAUGGGCUGGUUAAAAUGAUUGGAUGGAGUUUUUCAAUCCUGUCCGUUCCACAGGUGACUAAAAUUUUUCAGUUUUGAAUUACAGCCUUUAAUUCAUUGGUUGCAAUCAAGGUGUUAAGGGGAUUUUAAGCAAUAUAGU
Sphaeramia orbicularis (orbiculate cardinalfish) is the source of this 2407-nucleotide messenger RNA. Its product is annotated as ras-related protein Rab-26-like. Bases 356 to 1102 code for a protein of 248 amino acids. The transcript has 9 exons. Gene Ontology annotation, molecular function: GTP binding; GTPase activity. Lineage: Eukaryota; Metazoa; Chordata; Actinopteri; Kurtiformes; Apogonidae. The record is from RefSeq and is a predicted model, not a curated record.